GAAAAUCAAAUAACUCGUCCCUGACUUUUUGGUGGGGACAAAAUCUCAUUUAACAAAAAUUAAAUAAACAAAAUUCGAUAGAAAAACAAAACGAGAAAUCUUUUGUUCCCAAUUUUCCCACCCAUCAUCAAAUCUUCCUGAUUCCGGUCAACUGUUCUUUUAUGUAAUAUUAAUCCCCGCAGUUUUCACGAUUUUUUUUUUUUUUCCUGGGUUCGCCCAUUAUUUGUGAAAUCCCCUUUUCUUUCAUUGCAUCGUUCCUAAUCUCGACCUCAAAUUCCUCUCCCAAGUCUUGUUAGCAUCUCCUUCUUUCAAUCUAGAGGAAGCUGAUGAGAUGGGUAUUUUCAUAUUGUAGCAAAUUUCAUGGUUUGGGUUUCAAAAUUUAGGAGCUGGAGAUGUCUACUGAGCAGGAAGAGACUCGGCUCAACAAUGUUUCAGGAACAGGGGCUUGCUUAUUAGACUUAUUAUGUUCAGACCCCUCAACAAGUUGGACUUGCCAAAAGGAAGGACAGACACCUUCUACUGGCGCACAAAGAAGACUUGAGAAUCUGUUGCGUGAAUCUGGCAACAGGUUUUGCGCAGAUUGUGGAUCUCCACAUCCAAAAUGGGUAUCAUUAAGUCUUGGAGUAUUUAUCUGUAUUAAGUGUUCUGGCGUGCAUAGAAGCCUUGGAGUGCAUAUAUCUAAGGUAUUAUCUGUUAAACUAGAUCAAUGGACAGAUGAACAAGUUGAUACUUUAGUAGGCUUGGGUGGAAAUACGCUGGUAAACCUGAAGUAUGAAGCUUCGAUUCCAGAAAACUACAAAAAACCAAAACCAGAUUCCUCCAUAGAGGAGCGCUCAGAUUUUAUCAGGAGAAAAUAUGAGCUACAACAAUUUGUGAACUCAGAUGAACAGCUGUUCUGCCCCUUCUCAGUUCGUAAUUGUAGUUCAACUCCCUAUCCAGGCAGUUAUCUGAGCCAUAAUUCUGGUCCAACCCAAGAUAAGAAACAAUAUGAGAAACAAACAACUAGUCGAAUCCAUGGACUUGGGCAGGCAUUCCGGAACAGCUGGAGAAGAAAAGAAGAGCACAGGCACUCAAGAAAAAACAACUCUCUGGCGGGUAUGGUUGAAUUUGUCGGAUUGAUAAAGGUCAAUGUCGUUAGAGGCACCAACUUAGCUGUUCGGGAUGUAGUGACUAGUGAUCCUUAUGUCAUCCUUACAUUGGGGCACCAAUCAAUGAAGACGCGCGUUAUAAAAAGCAAUCUGAACCCAGUCUGGAAUGAGAGCCUACUACUGUCAAUUCCGGAUACUAUUCCUCCCCUAAAAUUGCUUGUUUAUGACAAAGAUACAUUCUCAACCGAUGAUUUUAUGGGGGAGGCGGAGAUCGACAUUCAACCCCUGCUCUCUGCUGCCAAAGCCUAUGAGAAUUCUGCAAUCCAAGAAGCGAUGCAGCUCGGGAAGUGGGUGGCAAGCAUAGAGAACACCUUGGUGAAAGAUAGUAUCAUCUCCCUGGUGGAUGGGAAAGUAAAGCAGGAAAUCACUCUCAGGCUGCAGAAAGUCGAGAGAGGACUGCUAGAGAUUGAGCUUGAGUGUGUUCUUUUGAGUCAAUAGCAGCAUAGGAAACAAUGAUGUGCUCAUCAGUGUAAUCUGAAAGGCAUCCAAAGCCCUGUCAAGUGUGUUCAUGCAGUUGUUUCCUUUUAUUUAAUGAGAAUGGGAAAGUUCUCCAUUAUCAAACAUAUGGAGUUAUGGAUCCAUAUGUGUAUUUGUAAACAAGCAUGGUUAAAGAAACUCUUCACCGGGCAAGGGCAAGGGCAAGGGCAAGGGCACGGGCACGGGCACGGGCACGAAAAAUGUUAAUAUUGCUUCUUUAAUCAAACCUUUUUUUUCAUUUUAUUCCCACCUGUUGCUUUAGUUUCAAGAAAUGAACAAAUUCAACUCUCAAA
Messenger RNA from Malania oleifera, 1918 nucleotides. Its product is annotated as probable ADP-ribosylation factor GTPase-activating protein AGD11. NCBI's taxonomy places the organism in Eukaryota, Viridiplantae, Streptophyta, Magnoliopsida, Santalales, Ximeniaceae. The transcript is spliced from 10 exons. The record is from RefSeq and is a predicted model, not a curated record. Bases 393 to 1586 code for a protein of 397 amino acids. Gene Ontology annotation, molecular function: GTPase activator activity; phospholipid binding.